AUGCAUGAUAAAAGUACUGUUUACUUACAUGAUCGUUUUCUUCUAAGACGUACACCAAUGCAAUUAGAUCAACGAUCUCUAUGUCCACCAUGGAGAUAUACGCAAAUUCCUGUUGAACUUUUUGAUUUAAUGACUGCACCACCAUGUAUGUCAGUUCGUCUUUAUCGUCUUCAUUAUGAAAUUUUACAAUUUUAUCAAUUUAUGAUUCCAACAGAAGAAGAACAUGCUGUACGACAGCAAGUUAUUAAUCGUAUAACUAAUGUAAUUAAUCAAUAUUUACCUACAGCUUCUGUUGAUAUUUAUGGAAGUUAUAAAACUGGAUUAUAUUUACCAAUGAGUGAUAUUGAUUUAAUGGUUCAUUCAAAAGAUGGUCGUCAAUGGACACCAGAAGAAUUAGAAGCAUUAAUGUUAGUUUUACGUGAAGCAUUUUGUCGUCAUCGUAUUUGUACUCAAGAAGGUAUUCAAUUAUUAAAUGGUGCAACUGUACCAAUUAUUAAAUUAACUGAUCGUAAAACUGAUGUUAAAAUUGACAUGAGUUUUAAUAUGAAUAAUGGACUUCGAAGUGCACAACUUGUUCUUCGUUAUAUGGAAGAUUAUCCGUAUUUGAAAUAUCUUGUCUAUGUAUUAAAACAGUAUUUAAUUCAACUUAAUCUCAAUGAGGUGUGGACUGGUGGUAUUAGUAGUUAUUCAAUUACUCUUAUGCUAAUUUAUUAUAAAAAAGAUCAAUAUUCACUUUGCUCACCAUUUUUAUCUUCAUCAUUUUUAUCUGGUUUAUCAACAUCUUCAACAAUAACAACGAAAACGACAUCAACAUUAUCAACAUCAUCUAUAAAAACUAAUAGUACAACUGGUACAACAGAUGAUUUUUCGUCAUCAACAUCCUAUCCAUCAUCAUCUGCAGCUUCAUGUAUAUCAUCCGAUGAUAAUAAUAGUUCGAGUAAUAAUAAUAGUGAUAUUGAUGAUGAUCAUUUUAAUAAUAAUAAUAACAAUCAUACAAUAAAUAAUACAAUUGAGCAUGUUAGUCUUGGACAUAUGCUUAUUAGUUUUCUUGAAUUAUAUGGUGUUUAUUUUAAUUAUGCGAAAUUGGGUAUACGUGUACAAACAGCAUAUCAACCAGAUCGUCCAGCUGGUUUUAUUGAUAAAGAAGAAUUAUUUAAAAAUUUUUGUUGUGGACAUCGUACAAUAAAUAAUUUAUGUAUUGUCGAUCCAUUCAAUGAUAAAAAUGAUAUAAGUAAAGCUUCAUGGUUAACACCAAAAUUAAAUUCAGCAUUUCGUGAAGCAUAUGAUAAAUUAUUACAAAGUGUUUCUGAUCAAAAUACAACAUUAAAGAAUGCACCAUCUAUUCUUUCAAAAAUUAUUACUGUAAGUGAAAAUACAUUGGCAUAUCGAAAAAAAUUAUGUAUGAUCUAUCGUGAUUAUCAAAAUGAACAACGAACAGUCAAAUAUAUUCAAUAUGGCCGAUUGAAUUAUGCUCCAAUGGAUAAGCCAUUAAUCCAAUAUUCUAAUGAAAAUUCACUAAAGUAUCCAUACCAUAUAUGUUAUCAACAACAGUUUUUGUCAUCACACAAUUUGCUUAAUCGACCACAAUCGCAGCGAACGAGUCAUUCGAAAACUAUUAUUGGUGAUGAUCAUCGAAACACUCAAGAAUAA
This is a messenger RNA of Rotaria sp. Silwood2, 1650 nucleotides long. Lineage: Eukaryota; Metazoa; Rotifera; Eurotatoria; Philodinida; Philodinidae. The record is from the annotation of a GenBank genome assembly.